This is a messenger RNA of Syngnathus acus (greater pipefish), 1401 nucleotides long. RefSeq lists its product as uncharacterized. The record is from RefSeq and is a predicted model, not a curated record. Bases 776 to 1117 code for a protein of 113 amino acids. Lineage: Eukaryota; Metazoa; Chordata; Actinopteri; Syngnathiformes; Syngnathidae. The transcript has 5 exons.
AUAUAUAUAUAUAUAUAUAUAUAUAUAUAUAAAACCUAGCAGUAAUUGUUAACUUCCCAAGGAAUAUCAGAUUUCAAAUUGUUGGUGAGCCCAUACCAGAACUUAAUUUUCAACAGUGAGUGGACGAUGUAUGUUGAGCAAUGUAAGACUAGAAAGAUAAGCAAGCCAAUUGUGCAAUAAAUACCUGAAUUCUCAUUUUUGGGCGUUCGCCUCUUUCGAGCCUUCUCGCGUGCCGUAUGUUUCCAAGGCAACGUCGAUGCAGCCAUUGUUGAUGGCUGACGGGUUGUGGAAGAGUCAAAGCUCACGACGCUCUUCUCCAACGUCUCUUCCUUCUCUCCUCGUCCAGCUCCAAAAAACAAAUGCGUGGGUACAUGAUGACUUUGGAGUUUCGUUUUUUUCUUUCUUUUUAAGUCGACUCAGUUGAGCGCUAAAAUGGCGCCGAAGCUACAUUUCGCCUCCUGCUAGCGUUACCCUUUUACUUUUAAAAAGGUAGUUCAGUAAGUAGAUUUGAGUUGUCAUUCGUUCAAGGUUUGGCUACAAACGUGAGCAAUGGAUUGCGCUUCAUUUUGUUGUAGUCUGACGUCAUAGCGGACAGGAGACUCAUGUGUUUUGACAAUAACUUUGCCAUAAGGACGAAGAAGAAAAGAGUGACGUCAUCCGACAAGAAGGGAAAUAAAAGCAAGAAGCUGUUUGGUCUUCAUCUUCAACAGAAUCUCAUCUUCAAUAAACUCUGACACCAGGCAAACUGAACAUGUGACCUUCAAGUUGGCUGAGAAUGACCCUUGUUCCUGUUUUGGGUUUGGCGGUCCCCCUACCUGCCAUCAUUAUGGCUGGCGUCACUCUCUACAUGCUGGUGCUGGCUCUCGUCCUCUGGAUACGAUUCUGCCUCAAGGAGCGCUGUCCGCCGUUGUGCGGCUCCUGCUGUCCCGACUUCUCCGUGUGGGAUCAGUGCUUCCGACUGGCGCAGUCGUGCGACUGUCGACUGCCUACGCUGCGCUCGUGUCUGAUGGACGUCGGAUCGCCCCCCUCGUGUUCCAGCUGGGACUGCGCAUGCACGUGUCAGCCCCCCGAGUGCGAGUCGUGCAACUGUCUGUGCUUCGAGAUCCGUAUCAAGUAGUGCGCAGCAAGAACAUCAUUCAACACAAAUGCUACGUAUUAAACCAUUUUUACAAUUCUACGCUGCCAAGGACAUUUUAGCUGAAAUGGACUGAACGGGAGAAGACGUCAACGUGCCAUCUUUGUCAAGAUUUGGAAGGAUUUUUCUGAGCUCAAGAAAGUGGCUUCACAAUAGUGCCAAUGACUUUGUUUCCUUUGACCCUUUGAGCACAUUUGUCUCAGUUCAAGUCACCAAAAAAUAUUUUAUUUUUUCUACCUUUUACAUUAAACGCGGAAAUGUUGAAA